CUUUCUCUCUUUAUCAUCGAUGCCAGCUUGGACGAGAGGGAGUGGGUGAGGGAGAGAAGUUUUAUCCUUAGGCUUUCUUGUGUGGGUCCUCCCUUUUUUACAUCUCUCAUAACGACCCCUUAACUUUCGUUUUAUACUAUUUGUCACCCCUAACUUUUUUUGUUUUAUAUUUUCCUCAUCCUCUCUAGCAAGUUCAAGGAGGGAGAGUAUUUACGAGCUAACUCGGCCUAUUCAUACUUUCAUCGAGCUAACAAGAGGGAUGAUAAUAUUCUCGAAAAAAGAUAGAUCGAGCUACAACAACUAAAUCAUAAUGUAUGCUUACAUCAUGGUCCAAUAAUACAUGUGUCCCCAUAUAUAGACUAAAAACAUAUUAUGUUUUGUUAUGUGAAACCUGUUAACGUUUGUUUAUCAGUGGGGGCCUGGGGGGGGGGGGGUGAUAUCGUAUUAUGUAAGUUUAAUAUUUUACAAAAAUGAACAAUAAUAAGAAAAGAAAAGAGAUGAACGACAGUGUCUUGUACUUGCAUCCCUAAUUGAAAUAGGUGGGAAUGGGCUGUCAAUCAUGUCACAUUAGGCCAAAAUUGUUCUAUUAGUUAUUUUUCAUUGUUAUUGUACAUGUGUAUGAUAAGAAAAGAACCUGCUUGACGUCUUUAACGUGAACCUCGUUCAUUUGAAUACUUUUUGGCGCCAUAGAUGGUCUGAAUAACCUCAUAUGUUCUCAUAAACUGUUUUGUUAUUUUUAGUCACAUUACUUAAUUAGUCGUUGGUUAAGCUGUUUUUUACGUGACAUCUUAUGUUCAGCUGCUUAUAAAGUCAAUUCUAUCUGGUGAAUCGAACAUGAAAGAAACUAGGUUGUUGUGACUUCUUUGUUGUUACUGUCAGUGAUAAUUAUCCUAUAUAAAAAUAAAAUUUGUCGAGUGAACAACAAGUCGCUUUGGCCGAGUGGUUAAGGCGUGUGCCUGCUAAGUACAUGGGGUUUCCCCGCGAGAGUUCGAAUCUCUCAGGCGACGACUGUUUUUGUAAUUUUUACUUUUUAAAAAAAAAACAGUGUAAUAAUAAAGCGAUAAAAGUAAAACAGAGCGAAACCAUUAAAUGGCGUUUCAUCAUCGAGCCAAACAACAAGACAGGACAGGACAGGACACAAACUAUCUCCUGCUCUGUCUCCUGCUCUUGCCGUCUUUAAUUGCGUAGCUUGUCUAAUCCGCGUCUCUUCUUAUUCUUCCGCGUUUCACACCUUCUUCUUCUUCUUCAAUCUCCUCAUUUUGAAUCUGAAAACAAAGUCCUCCAUAACUGAAUGCCACCGUCACGCCUGGAAAUUUUCUCCAGAGGGAUUUAGAAGAAUCAAGGGACCUGAGCUGAGGAAACAAUGGUGUUGGAAUCAAGGGACCUUAACCUUUAUCUCUGAAACCAAGUGGCUGCUGAGUUCUAUAAGGAGUAUAUCAUCUGUAACACCAGAGAGCAAGAUGGUUUUACUUGAUUGCUAACAUAGAUCAACAAAGUUUUGGACUCUCUAUGGCUCCUCCUGGUGGCAAUACUUUCAAAGAAUCCAACUCAACAGGCUUAGAUUAUGAGGUUAAGAUGUCUAAAGUGGAGACUAACAACAAACCAGCAAGAUCAGCUAGUGUCUCCUUUAGAAAAUACGGAAUCCAUUCAAGCAAUGGUGUCUACGAGCUUCUCGAAUGUCUAGCUUGUACAAAUCUUAUGUAUCCUCCAAUUUUUCAGUGCCCUAACGGCCACACACUGUGCUCAACCUGCAAACUGAAAGUGCACAACACAUGCCCUACAUGCCGCUACGAGCUCGGCAACAUAAGAUGCUUGGCGCUCGAGAAAGUUGCUGAAUCGUUAGAAGUUCCGUGCCGGUACCAAAGUCUAGGGUGUCAUGACAUUUUCCCGUACUACAGCAAGCUCAAGCACGAGCAGCACUGCAGGUUUCGAUCUUACAACUGUCCUUACGCUGGCUCUGAGUGUUCGGUGGCCGGUGAUAUUCAAACUCUUGUUGACCAUCUCAAAGAUGAUCAUAAAGUCGAUAUGCAUGAUGGUUGCACCUUCAACCACCGUUAUGUCAAGUCAAAUCCACUCGAGGUUGAGAAUGCUACGUGGAUGCUUACGGUGUUCAACUGUUUUGGAAGACAGUUCUGCUUACACUUUGAGGCGUUUCAGCUUGGGACGGCACCAGUGUACAUGGCCUUUCUGCGUUUCAUGGGAGACGAGAAGGAGGCUAAGAAGUUUAGUUACAGUUUGGAAGUUGGAGCUCACAGCUGUAAACUGACUUGGCAAGGCAUUCCUAGAAGUAUCAGAGACAGUCACAGGAAAGUCCGUGAUAGUCAGGACGGACUGAUCAUCCCUAGAAACAUGGCUUUGUAUUUUUCCGGUAGUGAUAAAGAAGAGCUUAAGCUGCGAGUUACUGGGAGGAUUUGGAAAGAAGAAUAGCUCUCUGAUGAUGAUUUUGAUUGGAGCUGAAACGGAUGAUGUACAUAGGACAUAGCAGAGUCUUUUGAGAGCUUCUUUCACCAUUAAUAGGUUGCAAUCUUCUGUUGUUUUGCAAUAUUACAUACUCUUGUCUUGUAAUUUUCCUGAUUUGUUGGAAAAAAAAAACAACGAGAGAGACAGACAAGCUUUAGUUUUGGUUGUGUUCUUGUAUCAAAAGUUGAUUUUGUCUUACUUUUAUCAUACAGUAUGAUCCAUAA
Molecule: messenger RNA, 2684 nt
Organism: Brassica rapa (field mustard)
Lineage: Eukaryota; Viridiplantae; Streptophyta; Magnoliopsida; Brassicales; Brassicaceae
Product: putative E3 ubiquitin-protein ligase SINAT1
Biological process (GO): ubiquitin-dependent protein catabolic process; multicellular organism development
Cellular component (GO): cytoplasm
Molecular function (GO): ubiquitin protein ligase activity; zinc ion binding; protein binding
Source: RefSeq, a predicted model, not a curated record